Sipha flava (yellow sugarcane aphid) is the source of this 3585-nucleotide messenger RNA. RefSeq names its product glutamate receptor ionotropic, kainate 2. The transcript is spliced from 16 exons. NCBI's taxonomy places the organism in Eukaryota, Metazoa, Arthropoda, Insecta, Hemiptera, Aphididae. Gene Ontology annotation, cellular component: postsynaptic membrane; plasma membrane. The record is from RefSeq and is a predicted model, not a curated record. Gene Ontology annotation, biological process: monoatomic ion transport. The coding region runs from base 632 to 3391 and encodes 919 amino acids. Gene Ontology annotation, molecular function: glutamate-gated receptor activity.
CGGUGUGCUCGCCAAGCCGUCCAACCACACCACCGUUCAGUUCGCGCGCGAACGAUUCACAAGUCGGUGUACACGAGCGCGCGCGUGCCCACUCGUCCACCCGGACCACGCGAUCGGCACCGAGGUGAGAGAGUUCAGAAUCUCCUCCGAGGGCGACGAACACAUUGGCCGGUCAUUCUCGCCGUCUCGUCACCCGCGUCGAGCCCUACAACUAUCGUAACAACAACGAUCGUAACAGUCGUAAUACCGUUCGUUCGUCUGCUCGCAUCGCAGUGCGCGUCGUAUUAUACGAUCGACACGUGCCGUAAACGAAUAAAUAUUCUACAAACGUUCCGCUCGUUUUCGGUUACGCCGAGGAGGUGCGCGCGGUUCGUCCUGUGUCGUCGCGUCCAGGAAACCGUGCUAUCGUCGGAUUCGUCACGAUCGCCGCGGAGUGCGUAAACCGCCGGGGUACUCGGGUCGAGGGCGGCCGUCGUCGACAUGUGACGCGCGCGUGUUCGCGGCGGACGAGUGACGAACAAGCGCGGCGCACCAGUGCUCGCGUCAUCGGGCGAGACACGCGGUACGGGUCGGCGGUCAUCGUGUCGCACGCGGCGUGCGUAUUGCGCCCGCGGUCGGCCCGGUGCUGGUAAUGUCGGCCGAUGCCAUGUUGACCAACGGCGGCGGCGGACCGUGUUGGCUGCUCGUCACCGUCGUGUGGUCGUUGCACGUGUUGGACGACUCGGCGGCUGUCGCCGCGUUGCCACCUGUUAUUCGCAUAGGCGCAAUUUUCACUCAAGAAGACAAAGACAGUACUACGGAAGUAGCUUUCAAAUAUGCGGUUUACAGGAUAAAUAAGGAUAAAGCAAUUUUACCAAAUACAACGCUUGUAUACGAUAUAGAAUAUGUUUCUCAGCAAGACAGUUUCAAAGCUUCUAAAAAAGUAUGCCGUCUACUAGAAAGUGGCGUACACGCGAUAUUUGGACCGUCUGACAGUCACCUAGCCGGACACAUAGUGUCCAUCUGCGAAUCGGUUAGCAUGCCAUUGUUGCUGACCAUUGCUGACGGCGUGACAGACUUGACCGGACGGCACUUCGUCACAGACAUGUUUCCGGCCCGCGAACAUCUCGGCCAGGCGUUCAGAGACCUCAUCAAUUUUCUAAACUGGACGAAAAUCGCAAUCGUCUACGACGACGAAGAAGGUCUGUUGCUCGUGCAGAAUCUAAUGAAAAUGUCAAAAGCAGACUUUUACAUCAGACAAGUGGACCAGCACACGCAUCGGCAAGUGAUGAGAGAAAUCAAAAACAAACACAUUUUCAACAUUAUCGUAGACAUACAUCCGCGCAAUAUCAACGGGUUUUUCAGAUCGAUACUUCAGUUGCAGAUGAACGACUACCGCUAUCAUUUUCUUUUCACUACGUUUGACCUAGAAACGUUCGAUCUGGAAGACUUCAAGUACAAUUCGGUGAACAUGACGUCGUAUAGGAUAGUUGACGACGAAAAUCACCGAGUGGUCAACGUUCUGCGCGAGAUGGAGCGAUUUCAACGAGUCGGGCAAAACAUGCUGCAUAAAAGUGGAAUCAUCAGGGCUGAACCCGCUCUGAUGUACGACGCGGUCAACGUGUUCGCCAACAGCAUCGGGUCGUUUGAAGGGUCAUCCGAUUCAAUGAAGUCGGCCAACAUUUCGUGUAAAUCGUCGAACCGUUGGGCGAACGGCACGUUAUUGUACAACAGACUAAACGCGGUGGUUAUAGAAGGGUUGACCGGCAGAGUGCACUUCGACGAGGGCAGGCGAUCAGAUAUCAAGCUGGACUUGCUGAAAUUACACCAGGAAAAAGUGAAAAAAGUUGGAUUUUGGACACCGUCGACUGGUAUUAACAUCACGAGACAUUCGGUAUUUUACGGACAGCAGAGCUCCAACGUCACUUUAAUCGUAGUCACAAGAGUCGAAAAGCCCUAUGUAAUGAUCAAAGAAGACAAAAACCUAACGGGGAACUCCAAGUACGAAGGAUUCUGUAUUGAUCUACUCCAUAGAAUAGCAUCUCAAGUUGGAUUCCACUAUGCAAUUACAUUAGUGCCCGAUAACAAGUACGGAGCUUACGAUCCCACGACAAAACAAUGGAACGGUAUAGUUAGAGAACUCAUGGACAAGAAAGCCGACUUGGCUAUGGCUUCGAUGACAAUUAACUACGCUCGUGAGAGCGUAGUUGACUUCACUAAACCGUUUAUGAACAUGGGCAUAGGCAUAUUGUUUAAGGUGCCAAGUAAUGAACCGUCCAAAUUGUUCGCCUUCUUAAAUCCCUUAGCCACCAGUGUCUGGAGCUUUAUGCUCCUGGCCUACAUGGCGGUGAGUUUUUCACUUUUUUUUUUAGCUAGGUUCUCUCCAUACGAAUGGCGGCCGCACACCGAGGAGAAUUACCGCGAGAAUCGUUUCACCAUAUCCAACUGUUUUUGGUUCAUCGCGGGCGUGUCGUUGAAACAAGACGCGGGAAUCACUCCAAAGGCUACUUCUGCUAGAAUUCUUGGAGGUAUAUGGUGGUUCUUCACGAUAAUAAUAAUACCAUCUUACACCGCUAACUUGACCGCAUUGAGAACAGUUGAACGGUUACAGAAACCCAUUCAAAACGUCGCGGAAUUAUCAUCGCAAGAAAAAAUAUCGUUCGGAACCCUCGAAGGGGGAUCAACUAUGUCAUUUUUCAGAGAUUCAAAAAUUCCAAUUUAUCAAAAAAUGUGGAAAUUUAUGGAAAAAUAUCCAUCAGUGUUUGUAUCAACUUAUGAAGAAGGCACGAAAAAAGUUCUUGGUGGAAAUUAUGCCUUCUUAAUGGAAUCAACGAUGAUAGAUUAUGCCGUUCAAAGGGACUGUAAUUUAACGCAGAUUAGUGGUCUUCUAGAUUCCAAAGGUUAUGGUAUCGCAACACCAAAAGGUUCGGUUUGGAGAGACAAACUGUCAUUGGCCGUGUUAGAGCUCCAAGAAAAAGGUGUUAUUCAAAUGCUAUAUGAUAAAUGGUGGAAAAAUGCAGCUGAUAUAUGCAUUAAAGACGAGAAAGUAAAGGAGUUUAAACCAAAACCAUUAGAUCUUAAUGAUCUUGGUGGAGUGUUUGUUUUUGUCUUGUGUGGGCUUACUGUUGCCGUCAUCAUAGCGAUAUUAGAAUUCUGCUGGCAUUCCAAAAAAAAAUCAACAGAUCAACAACAAUCUGUUUGUACGGAAAUGGCAGAAGAAUUAAGAUACGCGAUACGGUGCGAUGGCACCAAACAUAAAGCCACGUUAAAACGAACGUGCAAUGGUUGCUCACCGAUCACUACAUACGUACCAGCUCCAAUGCAUAUGAAUCAUGUUACCAGUCAAAUUGAUAAUGUUCCUAUGAUGGAACUAACAAAACCUUCAAUCAGCAUCGACCAUGAAGAUAAAUAACAUUUACCUUCCGAUUCGCCACCAUUACACCCUGCGAGUCGGAGCCCAUUCAAAAAUGUCCAAUUUCGAUUCCAUUGAAUCAUAAAACCCACUAAGAAACAAAAUCAACUGCCUUUAAAUUGAAAUCUAUGUUUUAAAAUCAACCAAAACAAAUAGUUACAAUUGUUAACUAAAAAUGUAUAUAAAUUGUUAUU